CCACCUCGGGCUAAGCUAUUUGCCACAAGGUCGAUUACCUUUCUCUAGCCUUCUCGAUGGACGCAUUCCAAAACAUCCACUCGUAGAGUUUGGUUUUAGCGAGGUUCGGCCGACGAACAACGCGGAGUGGCGAACACUGGUGAACGUCCAGAAGUGGGCGUACCAGCGAGGUCCCAAGGGCCAGGAGUAGUGCCACAUAAGUGACAGUUCGUUGUGUCGUUCCAGAGCAGCUUCUUCUGGAAAAUCCCUCACUAAAGGAGAAAGAAUUGGUUCUAGACUCCUAGGGGGUCUAUGAUCAAAGUUACAAACAAGGGAAAUUGUAAAGGAACGUCAUAGAGGAAGAUGAUCAUUGUGGAGGCGUGAGGUCAUGAAUUAUGAAGUCUGCGAGCCACCGUGACGUUCUCCUUCUUGGAGACCCUUCGUGACGUUGAGAGGCCACGUGCGACAGGUAGGCAGAAAUGCAUCAGAACAGGCGGAAGAAGAAGCGGGUGAACUAUGGAGUGAGGGCGGUCGAGGUGGUCCGUGGUGCGAAGGGCUUUGGCUUUACAAUAUCGGGCCAGCAGCCGUGCAUACUCAGCUGCAUCGUGCAGGGUAGCCCAGCGGAGGCUGCUGGCCUGCGCGCUGGCGACUACCUGGUUGCUGUCAACGGUCACAAUGUCAGCAAGGUACCACACGACGACGUGGUGCAGCUGAUAGGGAGCUCCAAGGGCAUCCUACGGCUGCAGAUCGCCGAAAACUAUUACUCCGACUCCUCAGACGAGGAGGGCUUGGCCACCGUAAGAUCCAAACCCAAGUAUGCACACAAGCCACGGACUGCUAGUGCGGGUGCUUUGCAGUUGCAAUGCAGGGCGGCCAAGGUGGUCAGGGAUCUGCAGAGUGGCGCUAUGUUCCAUACAGUCCCAGGUGGCCUAGCAAUGUCUGACGCUAAAGAUCAAUAUAAUUAUUCUGGCUUGCAUUAUCGUUGGAAUAUGACAAGUCCGCUUCCUCUGCCACCACCACCGGCGUCUCACAAACGUGACUCUGAAAAGAUUGUACACAGAACAGUUGUCGGUUAUCUCGGUACUAUCGAUAUACCGAAUCAAUUGCAUCCAUCCUGUAUGAUGCAGGUUUUGAGAAAAUGCAUUAAAAGACUGAAAGCCGAGAAGCGAAAUCCAACCACCGUUCUUCUCACCAUUCACGUUGCCAAUAUUAAACUCACCAAUUCAGAGAAUCGCAUUAUCGCCGAAUACCCUUCGUAUCGAAUAAUAUUCUGUAACUCCUUUUCGGAGCAAGACAAGCAGUAUUUUGGAAUAUUAACUAAAUCCAUGAGGAACACAGAUGAUAUCGUCUCGAACUCGUGUCACGUUUUCACUAUUUAUUACAAGUUAAUCGACCAUGAAGUGCAUUCCAGUGCAUGUAAUGUGUUUGGAUUUAUGUGUACAAAAUCAUCAGAGUUAAACGUCUGCCAAGAGUUUCCUGACAGUUGUACGAGCCUUAUCGGUGCCAUACAGACAUUGUAUAUAUCCGAUUGCACGAAUGGGGAGAAUUGCACAAAUCCUUACAAUGAAGCACGCAUACGCUUGGACACCGCUUCUCCUCAACCGAGCAAUAUUAGCACGUCGACUGCUCAUUCGAGCAACAGUGAUUCUGGAAUUGGUUUUAAAGAUGACUACGGCAGCUGCUCAAGUAAAAAUCUGGCGAAUGAUUGCGAACGAAGGAGGCAUUACUCCAAUAUGCAAUAUAGGAAUGUAAGUGCACGAUUAUCCAAAGAACCUGUCAAUGAGGCUGCGGGACACCGAUUGACAGUUCGCGCGACCUCGGAGGCCAGAUUGUGGAGCGAAGAAUUAAAAUUUGAUCCUUCUAAAGAGAUGCGGCACGUGGCGGGGAGUGGGGAAGGUACGACCACCACCUGCGCCGGAACAUCUGCCCCUGCUGCGACGGCACGUACCAUGUUUGCCAGUACGUCCGUUGGAUCCCUCGCGUCCGUUUGCACCACAGCAUUGCUCGACGGCAUUGAGGACGCCGCGGAAUCUUCUAAAGUGGCGUCGACGGAGGGAUUAAAGCGCCUCAUGGACGCUACGAACAAGCUCAGCCCGAAGGUGUACUGUGGCCAAGUCACGAAAUCGUUAGUGCAUAGCUUGGAGGAUAUAAAUUCCAGCAUGGAAUACGCCCGACAACCUUACUGUCAUUCGUAUUCCGGCAAGUCUGACAAGCCUCGACCUUGGGGAAGUCUGCAGGAGAUACGGAAUUUUCGUAGCAGCGCCUCGGACAAUUGCAUAUAUGGUAGUACCGAGUCUUGUGACAAAAACAAUGACUGUAAGGGAGUGCACAUUUGGGCAAAUGGAUUUGAAAAACUGUUGGAGGAUCCAAAGGGUUUGCAAACGUUUGCUGAGUUUCUCAAGAAGGAGUUUAGUCAUGAAAAUAUAUAUUUUUGGGCUGCUUGUGAAAGAUACAAAGAUACUAAAGAUACUACUAUGCGCCGUCGAUUAGCUUGUCAGAUAUAUCAGCGCCAUUUGUCAAACACAGCCGCCGAGCCAGUAAAUGUUGAUAGUCAUGCGUCAGGACAAAUUACUCAAGAAUUACUCGACGAAGCACCCGCGGAUUUAUUUCUACAGACUCAGAAACAAGUAUUCAACCUAAUGAAGUUCGAUAGUUACCCGAGAUUCUUACGAUCGGAACUUUAUCGUGCCUGUUUGGAAGCAGGAAGCGCUGUUAUUGAUACAGAAGACUGUGAUCUACAUCUUACAAGUUCGCCUAGCGUAAAAUUAAAGAAGAGUCACUCCGAUGCGGAAGAUCGUCGUCGAAAGUCGCUUCUUCCGUGGAACAGAAAAAAUAGAUCUAAAUCAAAAGAUCGUGGUGAAUCCGAAUACAAUAAAACCCCUAGCCGAAGUGAGACUAUAUAUAAAAGCUUUACAGUUAUUAAGAGAGAAACGGAAGGUAACAAUAAUGAAGACACAGUGUCAAUAUCUAGUAGUCGGUCAUCGUUAGCGUCGUGGGAUUUGGCAUUACGGCAAUCGUUUAACAAACAUUCUGUAUCGUCUUACGAUGGGCAAACGAACGAAAAGAAAGAUGCUCGCAGCAAAUGCACGGGUUUAUCUCGAGUCAUAUUACCUGAUGGGUCCACUACUGUAGUGACAACCAGCCAAACCGAGAGCAUUAAAGACGUGGUUACCCGUUUGCUCGAUAAGCGAGCCCUACGAUAUUCUAACUAUGAUGUUCUGAUACUAGCAACAGAUGAGAUGGUGGACACGAAGUGUUUUUCGUCAGUAUUAGCAGGCCAGGAAGUGGAAGUCGUCCCCACAAAAGUUUUAAAAGUAGAAUUACCCUCGCGAAGGAUAAUAAGCAUUAUCGCUCACAAGGGUAAAACUCUGAAAGAAGUCUUGAGACCUCUUCUAAAUAAAUAUGGUUUCAAUUUAGACUUGAUUAGUAUUUGGAGUGAAGGCCGUUGUGUUCCUAUGGAUAUUAUGGCUAUCAGUGCUCCUACACGCAUUAUUGUAAUGGCGAAUGAAGAAGAUUUUCAACGGGAAUUGCAUACUGCUAAAUAUUUAGACGAAAUGCAACACGCACAACCAACUCUAGAUGAAAUAACUAAUAAGGUAUUUGAGGAGCUCCUGGUUGGAAAAAGUAGAAAUAAGUAUCAGUAUAGUGAAGGAUCAUGUAAGUCGGAUGAUCAACGUUCGGAGGGAUCUUCUAUAUUAUCUAGCAAAUUCUUCCUUCGAGAUUCGACAAUUCACGGAAAGAAGAAGGCGAAAUCUAAAUGUUGCAACACAAGUGAAAAGGGUAAUUCAAACGAUUGCAUUCAUGAGGGAGCACCCAUUAAAUCCCAGCCACCACUUAUCGCAAAGUGGCGUAAUGGCGUAAAAUUGCAACUUCCAGGCAGAUUUGACGGAGAUGAAUUAUACGAGGGAUUGAAAAGAGCGCAAAGAUCGAGAUUGGAGGAUCAGAGAGGGACAGAAAUUAAUUUUGAAUUACCAGAUUUUUUAAAGAACAAAGAGAACGGGAAACCAUCCGAUUCUAACAAGAUGCGAAGGACUCGGGUAGUGUCGGCCAAUUACGAAAGCACCACGAAGUUUUAUGACUCAAGCGAGGAUAAGCAAAGCAGCAGUGGAUACGAGUAUUCUGCGCACGUGACAAACGGAGCCGCAAACGAGCGAUUUUCAGCCUUGGUUAAUAUUACCGAGCCUUUAAGUAAGUGCCUUGAGAGCUCAUUCAAUUUAGACUGCGAUAGGACAUUGGUGGAUGGAGAUCAAACGAUUAUCGAGAACGGUACUGAUUCCCCGUCGAAGAGUCCGCACUCAGGAAGCUACGGCGGCACGGAUGUGUCGCAUACGAAGCUGUCCAAACCUCCACCGUUACCGCCGAAGCCCAAAAAUCUUGUUGUGAACGUGGUGAAAAGUGGCUACAUCACGUCUCCGAAAACUCUACAAAGGCCUAAUCAUGUGAUUGAAUGAAACAACUGAACACAAUGUAAAAAGAAGAUAUUUUUUAGUUAACGUCGCGUUUUUAGCGUAGUUUCAUGUGAUGUCAUAAUUAAUCAUUUGGACACGAUACAAUACGAUAACUGAGUAAAACUUUGAUCGUAUCUAUAAAUUAUUAGAAAGAAUAGCUCUGUAUGGGUGUUUCUACGGACAGAAGCUACAGAGCAACAUGAUUAACCCUCUAUUAUGCAUUUUUCUAUCAUAUAUUCACAUUCCACAACUUAGAUUUUAUUUCGAAAAUGUGUCCUGUCUGU
Messenger RNA from Trachymyrmex cornetzi, 4711 nucleotides. It is a transcript of the gene loco, whose product is annotated as regulator of G protein signaling family member locomotion defects. Gene Ontology annotation, molecular function: GTPase activator activity; protein binding. Gene Ontology annotation, cellular component: plasma membrane; nucleus; cytoplasm. The record is from RefSeq and is a predicted model, not a curated record. The transcript is spliced from 16 exons. Bases 459 to 4430 code for a protein of 1323 amino acids. Gene Ontology annotation, biological process: signal transduction; regulation of G protein-coupled receptor signaling pathway. NCBI's taxonomy places the organism in Eukaryota, Metazoa, Arthropoda, Insecta, Hymenoptera, Formicidae.